GCCCAACGAUGGCGACUCAACGACCUCACAGCACAAGAGGCUAGGGGCUGUUACCUCAGAAACAAUGUAGUCCAAGUAAUAAUCAAAGGCGAAAAAACAUGUUAUUAUAGUGACAACGUAGCUAGGUAAGAUAAAGGCGGAGAGGAGCAUUUUCUUGAAGUAAUGUUUCGUGGCUGUCACUCACGUUCUCCGACCAUAAUGCGAGACGGAGAAAAGGGGAUCUUCGACCGAGCAGCACAGUCAUAAUCUGGAUGACAAACAUUGCUAAGUGGUGAUUCUCUAUCAAACCGGACUCGCUGGUUUUAUUUUAGCUGGCUGGCUAGCUGUAUGAUAUCCUCCAUCGCAAAGAAAGUCAUCUGACAGCAAGUAUUUCAACGUCGAAACCCCAGAGGGGAACCACUGAGGAAGGAUGAAAUUCACGGAGCACCUUUCGGCGCACAUCACCCCUGAAUGGAGAAAACAAUACAUCCAGUAUGAGGCUUUCAAGGAUAUGCUGUAUUCUGCCCAGGACCAGGCUCCCUCUAUUGAAGUCACAGACGAGGACACAGUCAAGAGAUACUAUGCCAAGUUUGAGGAGAAGUUCUUUCAGGCGUGCGAGAAGGAGCUGGCCAAAAUCAACACAUUCUACUCCGAAAAGCUAGCCGAGGCCCAGCGUCGUUUCGCCACUCUCCAAAAUGAGCUGCAGUCGUCGCUGGACGCCCAGAGGGAGAGCAGCAUGCAGGGCCUGCGUCGCCGCCGCAAGGCCGUGUUCCACCUGUCCCAGCAGGAGCGCUGCAAACACCGCAACAUCAAGGACCUGCAGCUGGCCUUCUCCGAGUUCUACCUCAGCCUCAUUCUGCUGCAGAACUACCAGAAUCUGAACUUCACAGGUUUCCGUAAAAUCCUGAAGAAGCAUGAUAAGAUCCUGGAGACGUCGCGGGGGGCCGACUGGCGCGUGGCCCAUGUGGAGGUUGCCCCCUUCUACACCUGCAAGAAGAUCACCCAGCUCAUCUCUGAGACUGAGGCCCUGGUAACACAAGAGUUGGAAGGAGGAGACCGACAGCGAGCCAUGAAGAGGCUACGAGUGCCACCACUGGGUGCUGCACAGCCUGCUCCGGCGUGGACCACCUUUAGGGUUGGGUUGUACUGUGGAGUCUUCCUAGUCCUCAUGGUCACCGUCGUCAUCACAGCUGCGGUUGUGAUAGAGAAUGCCAACGUGUGGCCACUGGUGAGGAUCUACCGCGGCGGCUUCCUGCUGAUCGAGUUCCUCUUCCUGUUGGGCAUCAACACGUACGGCUGGCGCCAGGCAGGGGUUAACCACGUGCUUAUCUUCGAGCUCAACCCACGCAACAACCUCUCCCACCAGCACCUCUUUGAGAUUGCUGGUUUCCUGGGGGUGCUGUGGUGUGUGAGCAUCCUUUCCUGUCUGUUCUCCAAAUCCAUCCUGGUGCCCAUGCAGGCCAACCCGCUGGUCCUCUACGGCUUCUUCUUACUCUUCCUCAUCAACCCCUUCAAGACCCUCUACUACAAGUCACGCUUCUGGCUCCUCAAACUGCUGUUCCGUGUGGUGACAGCCCCGUUCCACAGGGUAGAGUUUGCAGACUUCUGGCUGGCUGACCAGCUCAACUCUCUAGGGGUGGUUCUGAUGGACCUGGAGUACCUCAUCUGUUUCUACAGCUUCGAGCUCGACUGGAAGCAACAGGACGGGCUACUGCAGGACAGUGGAGGCGUGUGUCACUCCUACUCGUACGGUGUGCGGGCCGUGAUCCAGUGUCUACCGGCGUGGUUCCGCUUCGUGCAGUGCCUGCGCCGUUACCGUGACUCCAAACGGGCUUUCCCUCACCUGGUCAACGCCGGGAAAUACUCUACCACUUUCUUCGUGGUCACCUUCGCUGCCCUGUACAGCACUCACAAAGAGAAUUCUGCGAGUCACAACGAAGCUAAGAUCUUCUUCUACCUGCUGAUUGGCUGUUCCAUAGUCAGUUCCUGUUACACCCUGGUGUGGGACCUGAAGAUGGACUGGGGCCUGUUUGACCGAAACGCAGGCGAUAACACCUUACUCAGAGAGGAGAUCGUCUACCCCCAGAAAGCCUACUACUACUGUGCCAUACUGGAGGAUGUGUUGCUACGUUUUGCCUGGACGAUACCCCUCUUCCUGAGCACAGUCAGUGGGAUACCCUCCGCUGCAGACAUCCUGGCCACCAUCCUAGCCCCUCUGGAGGUCUUCAGGCGUUUUGUCUGGAACUUCUUCCGUCUGGAGAACGAGCACCUGAAUAACUGUGGCGAGUUCCGAGCCGUGAGGGACAUCUCAGUGGCUCCACUGAACGCUGACGACCAGACGCUGCUGGAGCAGAUGAUGGACCAGGAGGACGGAGUCCGGAACCGCCUGGGCAAGAAGAACUGGAAACGCUCCUACAGCAUGUCUCUGAGACGGCCUCGCCUCGCUUCCCAGACCAAGACCCGAGACACCAAAGUUCUCAUCGAGGACACUGACGAGGACACCUGACAUCAGGCCAGACCCAUUGCAUCCAUAGCAUGGGUUCAGAACCUCUUUAAAGGACCACGCCCCUCCUAGAGGCACGCCCCCUGACCCCCUUCCUCCCCCCAUCAAUCAGUCGAUCGAUCAUUUGAUUGACCUGCCCCCUCGUCAGCUUCUCCAAUCAGUCCAUCACAGAGCUGCCUAUCUGCACCUUACAUGUAUUGACAUAAAUACACACACACACACACACACACAGAGAGAGAGAGGGAGUACAAAGACAUGAAUAUAGGAGUAGGUAGAGGAACAAAAUAUUACACACACCUUGGAACAGCUACUUUUAAGACACUUUCUUUUUGUUACAUUCAUGGACCAUUUAGGACUGAGUUGACGUCACCCAUUAUUCUUCAGAUUCAUGGGAAAGAGACGAAACAACAAGACUGUACAUGUUGAUGUAGAUAUCAGGAAGAACAAACGGGUGGACUAACUGUUGAUUUCAAGAUGGCUAAUCAGAAAUGAUUGAAUAUUUUAAAAAAGACCGAGAGCGUUGGACUCUGACCAGUGAUUGCAGAGGAGUGUCUGACCAGUCUGGUUCUUUGACUUCCUCAUGCCAUGUUUUGAUGAACAUGACGAUGAAGAUGACUAUAUUAAUGUGGCUGUUCUUUCCAUGUACUAUAAGUUCUUCCACGAAUACCUUGGUUCUUAUUUUAUUUUGUUGAAUGUACAUUUAAUUGUUAUUUAUGCGAGGGGAGAGAUGCCUAAAACAUUUUGGGAGUGAAUUAUUUUAAAUUAAAAACAAAAUGGGUGUUUCUGAUUUGAAAUGGCUUCUAAAGUCUCUGCCUGUCGUUGCCCAUAAGAACUGUUCCAGGACCUGUUGGAGAAUGGGAUUCAUUCUAAUGGUUAAGUGGGUCGGCCUGAAUAUAAGUCUGAUCAGAGACCAAUGUUUUUUGGGCAUCUCAUCCUAUAAAAGGACUUUGUAUGUUCAAAAACCCUCAGGAGGCUCCGAUGUAGACAAUUCUCUCAAAACAAGCCACCCCCUUCCCUGUCUUCAGAACCUUCCAAUCUGGGUUAACUAUAACAUUGUUUACUUUCAUGCCAAAUCUAGUCUUUUGUCUUUUUAGAUACCAGUGUGAGCUAAUGCAAUCUCUCAGUAAGCUGUGUGAGAAUGGCAGGAUUUUCUACUAUCGUUAUAUCGCUUGCUCUUCUCAGAGCUAGCCAAAUAUCUGCAACAUUCCAUUGAGAGCUGGACUGUGCUUCCACGGCACAAUGCCUCCGUAAGUCACAUAGCACAGCAGAUAUAAAUAGAAUCUAUAGAAGAUAUUUCACUAUUAACAGCCCUCACUUUUUCUUGGUCAUGUGACAUGAGUUGUCAGGUCACAUGGUCAGGAGAAAAUCAGAGCCCUACUCACUUUUUAAUAUAUACCUUCUGUUCUAGACAUCUGAGUUCUAUCUGCGUUGCUUCGCAGCCUUGUGAACCCAUACAGCAUAACGCAGAUCUCUGUUGUCAACUUCAGUUUAGCCAUCUUUAUUGGCCCUGUGUUGUUCCCGGUCCAUUCCAUUAGAUCUCAGGGCAGCACACCCAAUGCCAGUUAGGAGUCCGGUGUCGCAUGUGUCUGGGGGUGUGCAGGGAUUGGCCUCUUCACCAACCAAUCAUCUCCAUUCUGAUCCAUCCAUCCUGUUCAUUCUGAUGUCCACUUCCUGGGUGUGUCUAGCGUCUUUUUUAUUUUUUUUACUAGAUAACUGAAAUGAAUAUUUUCAGUUGAAUUAAAUUAUAAAACAUCAUUAUAUUCCUCUGUAGUAGAAAUCUAAGUCAUUCCAUCCAUUCAAUAGUUUUUAUUUGUUCCUAGCUUGAACGCUUCUCACUUUGGGUCAUUUGUUGAAUGUAUCAUUCUGUUAGUAAUUCCAGCCAACAAACACGAUGUGUGUGCGUUCUCACAUUUAGUCCCGAAGAGAAGUGUCUGUGUUGACUCACUUAAGGAGUCUUUAAUAUUAGAAUGCAUUCAAUGCAUAUUCUCAGUUCUAAUGAAGGCAAAAGCAUUAAAUGUUCUACUCUUACUGAGUCAACACAAUUUCCUAGAAUUCCUGCCUCUCCCAUAAGCCACCUGAGGGUUUUAACCCCCAUUGUGUGCCCUGGUAGAUGUACUAACCCUGUAAAGAUAUAAGCAAUCAUUUAGGCCAGAAUCCCAACCUGAUAUGCCCGGAUAACUCGUCUCCCAUUGACAUUAAUGCACAAUAUUCAAAGGUUUGAGUUAACCCAGGUGUAUCUCAGGUUAGGAUUUGGCCCAUACUUCUUGAAGUUCAAGCUGCAUUUGUAGUGUAGAGGUCAACCACAAUAGUGAUUGUGGAAAGCCUGAUGGAGCUUAAAUGUCUGGGGAAACUUAAAUAAUGUGAUGAAGAAGAUAACCACAUAAAGACAACACGGUGUUCGAUUUGUGGCUCCAUCCGAAAUGACAUCCUAUGCUCAAUAUAGGGAACUUAUUUUUAACUUAGGGUACUAUAUAGGCAAUAGGGUGCCAUUUCAGAUAUGUCCCUGUGAUGCUUGAGCUUUCUUGUCGACCAUGUCAUGACCAGCUCAAAGGGAGCCGACUUUGGAGGCUCUUAGACUUGAAUGGAGCUGGUUAGCAAUAACAGCCAUGCAUUAUCCCUGUAAUAAGUCAUAAGUAUAAAGUGAUGUUUGCAGCAGAGGGAGGAGGGAUCCCAGUGCCUCAGGGCAAACUGUUGGUUUUCAUUGGGCCUCAGUGUGUUGUAGAUCAAAUAGUUCCUAUUUAACUAGAGUCACCUCAUCUGAAUGAUUUGCCAGAAAUGCACUUUAGCUGCUAAAAAGAACCAUAGUAGACACAGAAUAAACAGAAACGCAGAAGCUGGGGCCCAAUGACAACUAGUAACAAUUCAACACCCUGUGCACCUUGGGUCCCCCGCCCCUUGAAAAGAUUGUGAUGGUCACCUGUUGUUACUUUUUCAAAUAUUGUGGUCUCUACCGGUCUGGAGACUGUACCACCUAGGUCAACCAAUGAACCUAGUGGGGAAAUAGAGAAUAUCUCUAUAUUUUUGUUACAUUCCUAAAGUAACAUCUCACCCUUGAGAGAGUGAGCUGGAGGGCCCACACACACAUACAAAGCCUUGUAAAUAUUAAUACACACUCUCGCUGAAGUGCUUACACACACCCUGCUUACAAUUAUACCCUGUACACACACUCAAACACCUUGCUUGGAGUAUGUUCCAGCUAUGAAUGCUAAGGGUGGAGUUGCACUGGACCUGUCUCCCUGUAGCUUCUCAUUGGAUCACUAAGCUGUCACUCAAAUAGAUCCUCCUAUGGAAGAAGAGUGGAACCUACUGUACCAAAAGCCUGGACCAAAACAAAGCUCUUUAGAAAGUUACCUUGUUUCCCUUCUACCUAGAACGCUAUAAAGACGGAAAAACCCCAAGUGAAGGAAGGGCCCUGUAUGAACUAUAUGAAACGGACUGUUUCCCAUGUCCAAUAUGUCCCGCCAGUGUUGUGUUUUUAUGUUCCAGUUUUUUUAAUAUGCUCGCCCUAUGUACUGUCAUCAUACCCUGGUCACUGUAACUACUACCUUUCGAGUACUCCUCAUGCAUUUGGCAUUCUCUGCUAACUGAGGUGCCUGGAUUGACUCUCUGUCACUGUUACAUGGUUUUUGAGUUUAAAAAAAGGUCUAAAAAUUUC
Molecule: messenger RNA, 6137 nt
Organism: Oncorhynchus masou masou (cherry salmon)
Lineage: Eukaryota; Metazoa; Chordata; Actinopteri; Salmoniformes; Salmonidae
Product: xenotropic and polytropic retrovirus receptor 1 homolog
Exons: 14
Coding region: 410-2485 (691 amino acids)
Biological process (GO): cellular response to phosphate starvation; phosphate ion transport
Cellular component (GO): Golgi apparatus; cytoplasm; plasma membrane
Molecular function (GO): inositol hexakisphosphate binding
Source: RefSeq, a predicted model, not a curated record